ACGUGAGCUGAGAAUUCACAACCAAGAAAAGAGAGAGAGGCUUCACGAAGAAAACACGCCAGCGCUCGUCUCCUCGUCUCCUCCUUCUUGGGCUGGAAAUCUCUUCCUGCUAGUUGAAGAGGGUCUCUUCUUCUGUCACCAUAAGGAUCUGAGUUUUUCUUUAACUUUUGGGGAAGGAAUCGUACUUAGAGGAGCACAAGUGAAAUUCUGAGUUUUUUUAGCGAGAACAAUGGUGAUGCCAACCGAAACUGAAAGCCCAAUAUACCUGAUGGUUAGGGCAGAUGAAACGAUUUUUUGGUACGUUAUUGAAAGGAAAUCCACGGCAGCGACGGCAGAAAAUGAUAACAACAACGAAGGGAGGAACAUUGUAGUGCUGCGUGCGAGCGAAAGAGACAGAGUCCGACAACUCAAUCUACCGAGUUUUGGGGGCGAAGGGUUGGACUGGAUUGACUUCAGCAGGCUUGUUGCCCUGAACCGCCGCUUGUACCUCAUUGGCAGUACCAUUGGGGACACAAAUAAAGUCGGUAGGGUCGGGUUGAGGUACAUUGACUUGGAUGCUACUCCAACGCCGAUCUGGCAUAUUGGGGGCGGAGUAAAUAGCGACAGACAAGGCGGGGCUAUUGCUCGAGAGGAUGGCUGGAUCUUUACUUCGGGAGAUAACCUCUACCGUGUGAAUCAUCCUAGUGGCGACUCCACCAAGUUGCCGAAAAAAGAAGGCCUGAGAGGAGGAGUAAAUCUGCUUGGUGUUACUAUGAGUAAUAUUUUGGUUUAUGUCAACGAGUUAGAUUAUAACACCAUGUUACAUUGUAACACCAUGUACUCCAUAGAUUUGAGAUCCAACCGCUGGGAAGUCAUUUGCCACAGAUUUUGGGGUGUAUGGUCCCCUGGGGUGAUACUUUUUGACGACUCGCUUUUAUUCUCCCUUGGAACGCAAAACCCAUCAUCGGAUACAGAAUCCCUCGGUUUUAAGGCUCGACCAGGGGUUUAUGCGUUUGAUAUUCGUGCUCGUAGAUGGUUGUCCAGCCCACUUGAGGGCUUGAAAAAUGAGGUAGGCCGUGAAAAUUUUGACCCUGGCCUUGAGACAGUCCUUCCCAGUGAGGGUCCAUAUGACAGUGGAGAUGUCCUUGCCCCUACGGAUGAGCCUGUAGACCCAUUCAAGCCAUGGUGGGUUCCACUGUCGUUGGUUAAAGUUGGAGUCGAGAAUGGCCACCACAAGUUGGGUUUGGUAUGGGAUCGCAUGAUCAUCUACGACAACGAUGUAAAGUCUUGUCAAAUUCAUUGGUGCAAGUUCAAGAUACUCACCCCUAAUGGUGGUAAUAUAUUAGAGGCUGAAUUGCUGUCAAGUGGAAUAUGCAAUCUAGAUGACUCCACUUACAUGGUGAUGAAUUGCACAGCAGGAUUGGUAGUUGCACCAGAUGAGGGCAAUGAAGAAGAGAAGGGUGAUAAAAGAAGAAGAGAAGGGGUCACUGCACCAGAUGGCGGUAAUGAAGAAGAGAGUGAUAGUAAAAGAAGAAGAGGGGUAAAUGCACCUGACGACAGUAAUGAAGAAGAGAAGGGCAAUGAAAGAAGUGGAAGCUGCUUCCCAACAAAUCAGACAGGGGAAACUCGCUGAUUACUUUGCUAUUCAAGGUGAAGUUGGAGGCCUGAAGCCACUGCAUCCUUUUUGGAAUUUGUAAACUGCAAGUUUGAACUUGUUUUUGUUUUGCUUAGACUGUAGUUUGAACUUCACCUAUAUGUUCAGUUAAUUGUAUGACUUCGUUAAGCUGGGACUUAGUUAUAUUACCCCAAAAAUAUGACAAAAGAAAAAUGGGGACUUUGCUAUGGAUGUCUGAAG
Messenger RNA from Prunus dulcis (almond), 1834 nucleotides. RefSeq lists its product as uncharacterized. The record is from RefSeq and is a predicted model, not a curated record. NCBI's taxonomy places the organism in Eukaryota, Viridiplantae, Streptophyta, Magnoliopsida, Rosales, Rosaceae. The transcript has 8 exons. Bases 230 to 1612 code for a protein of 460 amino acids. Gene Ontology annotation, molecular function: protein binding.